Solea solea (common sole) is the source of this 1087-nucleotide messenger RNA. RefSeq names its product ras-related protein Rab-25-like. NCBI's taxonomy places the organism in Eukaryota, Metazoa, Chordata, Actinopteri, Pleuronectiformes, Soleidae. Gene Ontology annotation, biological process: exocytosis. The record is from RefSeq and is a predicted model, not a curated record. Gene Ontology annotation, molecular function: GTPase activity; GTP binding. Gene Ontology annotation, cellular component: recycling endosome. The transcript has 5 exons. The coding region runs from base 275 to 910 and encodes 211 amino acids.
UCAGCUGAUGAGGGCUCGGCAGGCGGGCAGGACUCCUGUCUGCCUGCCUGUCAAGUAGGAGCUGCCCCAUCCACAUGUAAAGAAGGAAGCGGGUGGGUACAGCCGAGCCUGUUCCCCCCCUUUUUUUUUCUAUUUUCCUCUCACCUUUUAAUCUCUGUCCACACUGGGUCAGAAAGAGAGACAGAGAGAAAAAAGUCUAUUUUUUUGUGUGUGUGUGUGUGUCAUCUUUGGACUUGCUAUAUUUAUUCAAGAGCCUGUCACCACUGCAUGCAGCAUGGGGUCUGAUGACUCGUACAAUUUUGUGUUUAAAGUGGUUUUGAUAGGGGAGUCCGGCGUAGGAAAGAGCAACCUUCUCUCCCGCUUCACCAAGAAUGAGUUCAACCACGACAGCCGCACAACCAUCGGUGUUGAGUUCAGCACGCGGACCGUCCAGCUCAACAACUACAUCAUCAAAGCUCAGAUCUGGGACACAGCUGGACUGGAGCGCUACAGGGCCAUCACCUCAGCGUAUUACAGGGGAGCGGUCGGGGCUCUGCUGGUGUACGACGUUAGCAAGCACCUGACCUAUGAGAGUGCAGAGCGGUGGCUGAAAGAGCUGUACGAACACGCAGACCCUCACAUCGUGGUCAUGCUGGUGGGAAACAAGAGAGACCUGGACACCCUCAGGACUGUGCCCACAGAGGCGGCCCGGGACUUUGCAGAUAAGAAUGGUCUUAUGUUCAUGGAGACGUCAGCGUUGGACUCCACCAACGUGGAGGCUGCUUUCAACGAAGUCCUCACGGCGAUCCAUAAGAAGGUGGCUAGUAAAGAGGUGACCCGUGGCUCCAUUAGCGCUGUGACUCUGUCCGGCUCCUUUGGACCGACCGGUGAGGCCCAAGAGGAGCGCAGAAGCUGCUGCAAGAGCUCUUAACUCAGACUCUGCUGGGCCCAUGUUACAGCUACGUUCUGAGUAUGACAUCAAGAGCACCGUGUGUACCGUGUGGUGGCUGAUGGAUGCUUUUAUCCAUGUGUUGUGAACGUGUGUAAUGAGUUGUAAAGUUUAUAAAGGAAUGCACUGGGAUUACUUUGGAAUAAAUUAUUUAUGUCA